Pongo pygmaeus (Bornean orangutan) is the source of this 2005-nucleotide messenger RNA. It is a transcript of the gene FDXR, whose product is annotated as ferredoxin reductase. Gene Ontology annotation, molecular function: oxidoreductase activity. The record is from RefSeq and is a predicted model, not a curated record. The coding region runs from base 210 to 1685 and encodes 491 amino acids. The transcript is spliced from 12 exons. NCBI's taxonomy places the organism in Eukaryota, Metazoa, Chordata, Mammalia, Primates, Hominidae.
ACGGUGGGGCGUAGUUAAGGGCGGGUCUCUCUUUUGGGGGCGGGAUUCUCUCGGGAGUCGGGGUGGAGCCGCAACGCUCCGCUUUCCCGGAGCGCGGGGGGCGGGGUUUGGGGCGGGGCCUCGCUUGUGGGCGGGCCCGGGCAGGAUCGGGCUUGCACUGCGGGGCAGUAGCCAGGACCAGAUCUACUUGCAGGUUGCUGUUCCCAGUCAUGGCUUCGCGCUGCUGGCGCUGGUGGGGCUUGUCGGCGUGGCCUCGGACCCGGCUGCCUCCCGCCGGGAGCACCCCGAGCUUCCGCCACCAUUUCUCCACACAGGAGAAGACCCCCCAGAUCUGUGUGGUGGGCAGUGGCCCAGCUGGCUUCUACACGGCCCAACACCUGCUAAAGCACCCCCAGGCCCACGUGGACAUCUACGAGAAACAGCCCGUGCCCUUUGGCCUGGUGCGCUUUGGCGUGGCGCCUGAUCACCCCGAGGUGAAGAAUGUCAUCAACACAUUUACCCAGACGGCCCACUCUGGCCGCUGUGCCUUCUGGGGCAACGUGGAGGUGGGCAGGGACGUGACGGUGCCAGAGCUGCGGGAGGCCUACCACGCUGUGGUGCUGAGCUACGGGGCAGAGGACCAUCGGGCCCUGGAAAUUCCUGGUGAGGAGCUGCCAGGUGUAUACUCCGCCCGGGCCUUCGUGGGUUGGUACAACGGGCUUCCUGAGAACCAGGAGCUGGAACCAGACCUGAGCUGUGACACAGCCGUGAUUCUGGGGCAGGGGAACGUGGCUCUGGACGUGGCCCGCAUCCUACUGACCCCACCUGAGCACCUGGAGAGAACAGACAUCACGAAGGCAGCCCUGGGUGUACUGAGGCAGAGUCGAGUGAAGACAGUGUGGCUAGUGGGCCGGCGUGGACCCCUGCAAGUAGCCUUCACCAUUAAGGAGCUUCGGGAGAUGAUUCAGUUACCGGGAGCCCGGCCCAUUUUGGAUCCUGCAGAUUUCUUGGGUCUCCAGGACAAGAUCAAGGAGGUCCCCCGCCCAAGGAAGCGGCUGACGGAACUGCUGUUUCGAACGGCCACAGAGAAGCCAGGGCCGGAGGAGGCUGUCCGCCAGGCAUCGGCCUCCCGUGCCUGGGGCCUCCGCUUUUUCCGAAGCCCCCAGCAGGUGCUGCCCUCACCAGAUGGGCGGCGGGCAGCAGGUGUCCGCCUAGCAGUCACUAGACUGGAGGGUGUCGAUGAGGCCACCCGUGCAGUGCCCACGGGAGACAUAGAAGACCUCCCUUGUGGGCUGGUGCUCAGCAGCAUUGGGUAUAAGAGCCGCCCUGUCGACCCAAGCGUGCCCUUUGACUCCAAGCUUGGGGUCAUCCCCAAUGUGGAGGGCCGGGUUAUGGAUGUGCCAGGCCUCUACUGCAGCGGCUGGGUGAAGAGAGGACCUACAGGUGUCAUAGCCACAACCAUGACUGACAGCUUCCUCACCGGCCAGAUGCUGCUGCAGGACCUGAAGGCUGGGCUGCUCCCCUCUGGCCCCAGGCCUGGCUACGCAGCCAUCCAGGCCCUGCUCAGCAGCCGAGGGGUCCAGCCAGUCUCUUUCUCAGACUGGGAGAAGCUGGAUGCCGAGGAGGUGGCCCGGGGCCAGGGCACGGGGAAGCCCAGGGAGAAGCUGGUGGAUCCUCAGGAGAUGCUGCGCCUGCUGGGGCACUGAGCCCAGCCCCAGCCCCCGCCUCCAGCAGGGAAGGGAUGAGUGUUGGGAGGGGAAGGGCUGGGUCCGUCCGAGUGGGACUUUGCACCUCUGCUGAUCCCGGCCGGCCCUGGCUUGGAGGCUUGGCUGCUCUUCCAGCGUCUCUCCUCCCUCCUGGGGAAGGUCGCCCUUGCGCGCAGGGUUUUAAGUUUCAGCAACUGAGGUAACCUUAGGGACAGGUGGAGGUGUGGGCCGAUCUAACCCCUUACCCAUCUCUCUACUGCUGGACUGUGGAGGGUCACUAGCUUGAGAACAUGCUGGAAAUAAAACAGCUGCAACCAAGA